This is a messenger RNA of Aspergillus vadensis CBS 113365, 1521 nucleotides long. RefSeq names its product carboxylesterase/lipase family protein. The transcript has 2 exons. Bases 1 to 1521 code for a protein of 506 amino acids. The record is from RefSeq and is a predicted model, not a curated record. Lineage: Eukaryota; Fungi; Ascomycota; Eurotiomycetes; Eurotiales; Aspergillaceae.
AUGCUCCAGAAUACUCUCCCCACGCUUCUGGGCCUGGCAUCCAUUUCUUCCGCUGCGCUUUACGAAACCAAGAUUGAGACCAAAUAUGGCUCGGUCCAGGGUUAUCCGGCUUUCAACAGCAGCAAUACCGGCAACCUGACGCACUGGAAAGACAUCACUGUGUGGAAGGGCAUUCCGUUUGCUGCGACCACCGGAGGUGCCAAUCGUUGGAAAGCACCGCAACCCGCAAGUCCAUGGAACGGAACGCUUGACGCGCGCAACUGGGGCCCUGUCUGCCCUUCUGCUACGACCGGAGACAACAGUUACACCAUUAACGAGGAUUGCCUCAAUUUAAACAUUUGGAGUCCAGCAAACUCUACCGAUGCCAAGCUGCCUGUGGUCAUGUGGAGUUCUCCCGCCGAGUCAACUGCGGCAGAUCCUCUCUUCGACGGCGGUGGUAUGGCUGACAAGGGGAUUGUCUUUGUCAAUUACAACUACCGGACUGGGCCUUUUGGAUGGCUUGCCCACUCUGAGCUCUCGGAAGAAUUUGAGAAGGUGACUGGGUCCAACAGCUCAGGUAAUUGGGGAAUGCUAGAUCAGUUCGCUGCUUUGAAAUGGAUUCAUGCCAACAUCGAGGCCUUCGGUGGUGAUCCGAACCAGAUCACAGUCCAGGGUCAAUCGGCAGGCUCUGCGGCCACCCAGCAUAUACUCUACAGCAACUUGACCAAGGGGCUGAUUGUUGGUGCCAUCAUUGAGAGUGGUGUCCGUGACCCCCAUGACCCCCUUUGCACUAGCCUUGCCGAGGCUUAUACUACGCUGGAAGAUGCGCUGGAUGAUGGCAAUACCUACCUCUCGAAUCUGGGAGUGUCCAGUAUUGCCGAAGCCCGCAACCUCAGCAUGGAGGCAUUGAUUGACGGAGCGACUGGGUCCACUCUCGAAGAUACCAUCAUGUUCGAGGCAGUCCUUGAUUAUUACGCCAUGCCCGAUACCUACCUCAACAUCUUGAAGAAGGGCCUUGCCCACGACGUCCCCGUCAUCACCGGCAACAACAAGGACGAGAAUGGCGCUACCUACGGCCUCGACAUCUCGCUCGCGGAGUACCUUGAGGAUCUCAACGAAACUUACAGUGGGGAGUGGGUUGAGCGGUUCUUUGAUCUCUAUCCGGCCAAUGACUCGACGACCGCUUCAAGCGCAUACAACUCUAUGUUCACCGACCGCUCCAAGGUGGGCACCUGGCUCUGGACCCAGAUGUGGUACACCAAGAAGAGCAGCGCGGUUUGGAACUACUUCUGGGACCACGCUCCCCCUGGCCAGAGCUCUGGCGCUUAUCACGAGUCGGAAAUCAACUAUAACGACUACUGGGCCAGCUUCAUCAAGACCAGAAACCCCAACACUCAGGCCGAAGGUGCUACCGAGUGGCCCGCAGUGAACACCUCCAAGCUGGUGCAGCAUGUCGGCGAUGGAUGGGGUCAGAUUCCGAUUGCCUGGAGCAAGAAGGUCAAGCUUUUUGAGGAUUGGUUUGCCACCCUUGUGGCAUACUGA